CCUGCCGUCCCUUCCCAGGUGGGUGGUGCGCGCGCUUCGUCCGCAGGGAACCGAGGCGGCCAAGCCCCCGGCCCGCAUAAAACCCCCCUCUCAACUUGCUUCACCGGAUCCUCGAAUCGAAUCGCAACCAAUCCCCAUUCCACGCUCCCCUCCCCUCGCGCACCAACCCCCACUCCCUUCCUCGCUCCACCACCCAACCAAUCCCCCUUGCUCUCGUAGCGUCGCGUCGCGUCGCGCGGGCGCCCAUGACGGCCGUCGCGGCGCCUGAGCCGCUGCCGCCGCCGCCGCGGCAGCUGAGCCUGGAGGACCUGAGGGCGGUGUCCGUGCUCGGGCGUGGCGCCAAGGGCGUCGUGUUCCAUGUCGUGCCCGCCCACGGGGACGCGGAGGGCGAAGGCGGAGCCGCGGCCAUGGCGCUCAAGGCGGUCUCGCGGGAGGCCGCGCGGCACAAGAAGGCGGCGUCCGCGGGCGGCGACGGGGACGGGCACCGGCGGAUCUGGUUCGAGCGGGACGUGCUCCUGGCGCUGCGCCACCCGCUGCUCCCCUCGCUGCGCGGCGUCCUCGCCACCGACGCUGUCGUCGGGUUCGCAAUCGACCGGUGCGGCGGUGGCGACCUCAACUCCCUCCGCCGACGCCAGACCGAGAAGAUGUUCUCCGACUCCGUCAUCCGGUUCUACGCGGCGGAGCUGGUGCUGGCUCUCGAGUACCUGCACAGCCUCGGCAUCGUGUACCGGGACCUUAAGCCGGAGAACGUCCUCAUGCAGGACAGCGGGCACAUCAUGCUCGUCGACUUCGACCUCUCCACGCGGCUCCCGGCGCUGCCUCAGGAGCCGGAGCCGGCGACUGUUAGUCCCAAACCGGCGCCUCCAGCCACUUCACCGUCCCCGAGCCGCGGGAUGCCAAGGAAGCCGGCGGGCGCCGCCCUGUGCUUCCCGUUCCGCACAGGCAGCGCUGCGAAGCUGGCCGCACCGGCGGACUCGCCGUCGCCGCCAUCCACCUCGCGGACGGCCUCGUCGUCGUCCUCAUCUUCGACGGCGACCACGGUCUCCUCCGCUGCCUCGGCCGGCGCGCUGACGCCGGCGAAGUCGAACUCGUUCGUGGGUACCGAGGACUACGUGGCGCCGGAAAUUAUCGCUGGGCGUGGCCACGACUUCGCCGUGGACUGGUGGGGCCUCGGCGUGGUGCUCUACGAGAUGCUCUACGGCCGCACGCCGUUCCGGGGGCAGAACCGCAAGGAGACCUUCUACCGCGUCCUCGCCAAGCAGCCGGAGCUCGUCGGCGAGCAGACGCCGCUGCGCGACCUCAUCGCGCGCCUGCUCGAGAAGGACCCAGAGAAGCGCAUCGGCUCGCGCGGUGUCAAGGCCCACCCCUUCUUCCGCGGCGUCGACUGGGACCGAAUCCUCCACGUGGCGCGUCCGCCGUUCAUCCCGCCGCCCCCGCAGGACGAGGACGUCGACGAGGCGCUCGACGUCGAGAAGGUCGUGCGCGAGGUGUUUGCUUCCAAUGACGCCCAGGCCGCAACGGCGGGGGAGGGCGUGAAGGCUUCGCCGGAGGUGGACGUAGGCCGCGGCGACGGGGACGGCGAGGGUAGGAGAGACCCAUCCAAAGAUGGUGAUUUCUCCGUGUUUUUCUGAUCUAUCUUAUUCAUUUUUCUUUGAACUACUAGUAGUUCUUUUUUGUUUUUUAUUUCUUUUUCUUAAGGAUUUGUAGUAUUAUUAUGGUGGGAUUUAGCGGACGAGAUUAGGAGAAAGUACGGCCUAGUACCCGGUGGAGUACAAAAUUAAUGAGGUGCUCCUUUUCGAUGGGUAUAGCCCCCUUUCGAUGGGUAUAGCCACUAUAGUUUCGUUCUGUUUCUUUUCUUUUCGUUGCUUCUUUGUUGGAUACUUUGCUCCGUACAUAAUGAAUAACGAGAGCAGCAAUUGGCUGCUGAAAUGUA
Molecule: messenger RNA, 1933 nt
Organism: Phragmites australis (common reed)
Lineage: Eukaryota; Viridiplantae; Streptophyta; Magnoliopsida; Poales; Poaceae
Product: serine/threonine-protein kinase OXI1-like
Exons: 2
Coding region: 246-1631 (461 amino acids)
Biological process (GO): protein phosphorylation
Cellular component (GO): plasma membrane; nucleus; cytoplasm
Molecular function (GO): ATP binding; protein serine/threonine kinase activity
Source: RefSeq, a predicted model, not a curated record